Messenger RNA from Helianthus annuus (common sunflower), 387 nucleotides. RefSeq names its product transcriptional activator HAP3. Gene Ontology annotation, molecular function: RNA polymerase II cis-regulatory region sequence-specific DNA binding; protein heterodimerization activity; DNA-binding transcription activator activity, RNA polymerase II-specific. Gene Ontology annotation, biological process: regulation of transcription by RNA polymerase II. Gene Ontology annotation, cellular component: CCAAT-binding factor complex. NCBI's taxonomy places the organism in Eukaryota, Viridiplantae, Streptophyta, Magnoliopsida, Asterales, Asteraceae. The transcript has a single exon. The record is from RefSeq and is a predicted model, not a curated record. The coding region runs from base 1 to 387 and encodes 128 amino acids.
AUGAGGCGCGCUCUCCCCCCUACCGUGGAAAUCAACGACGACACCAAAGAACUCAUGCAACGAUGUGUAUCCGAGUUCAUCGGUUUAAUCACUACCGAAGCUGUUGAAACUUGCCACCAGCAGAAGCGGGUCACGCUUAAUGGUGAAGACAUCAUUGAUGCCAUGGAGUCUCUAGGCUUUGAGGACUAUGCUCCGCUUCUUAACAUUUUUAAAAAUCGUUACCGUGAGCAUCGUCUUGCUGCUAAUAUGCUGCCACCGCCACCGCCGCCACCACCGGAGCGAUUCUUUGUGCCCAUGUCAAGGCCAGAACUGCCGCUGACAGCGCAGGAAGAAGAGGCGAAUACCUUCGUUGAAUCGAUUAUCCGUGACUCGGAUGAUCCUGAGUAA